Messenger RNA from Bufo bufo (common toad), 2230 nucleotides. Its product is annotated as leucine-rich repeat neuronal protein 4-like. The transcript has 5 exons. Gene Ontology annotation, cellular component: extracellular matrix. NCBI's taxonomy places the organism in Eukaryota, Metazoa, Chordata, Amphibia, Anura, Bufonidae. The record is from RefSeq and is a predicted model, not a curated record. Bases 159 to 2216 code for a protein of 685 amino acids. Gene Ontology annotation, molecular function: protein binding.
GAGAGGGAAAGAACCCAAAGACAUCUUUGACAGAGCUCUUUUCUUGGCUCCUACUCUCUACAGAUUUUACAGAGCAAAGUACGAAACUGAGAUUCCUUCGUCAAGUUUUAUUUGUAAAAUUACAGGUUUGCAUUUAAUUUAUUGGCAACCCCCGGAAAAUGUUCACCUUGCUGCUGCUUUUGAUUAAGAUGGGGGGAUUAGUGGCUCUUCUCAACAGCACAGACCAAACAGUUACCGUCUCCAAAAAUCUAGCAGAACAAGUAAAUAUUACCGACCCUGGGGAGCAAUGCAAUGUCAAAUGUCACCUACGGAAUCUAAAUUUAGAUGCGUUUCCAGCAUGUCUUUCUCAAACGAUAGAGGAGUUGGAUUUGAGCUUCAACAGCAUAACUGUAAUUGAGGACCAUGACGUGGUUGACCUUUCCAAGCUCCGCAUCUUGUCUUUAGCACACAACCAAAUCAAAGAGAUUCACUGGGGAAUUCAUGUCCUGCCUGAACUGGAGUCACUGGACCUAAGCAAUAACUUGUUAAAAGUUGUACCAAAGUGUCUAAUGUUGAAGAAUCUCAGAAAGCUAUCCCUUGCUGAAAAUCUCAUAUUUCACAUCCAACCAUUUGCCUUUUCCUGUUUCCCAAAUCUGAUGUCACUUAAUUUAUCAUUCACGUUGAUUGGAGCCAUUCGGAGCACAAUGGGAGACAUUGCCGAGUCAGCUUUUGCACUUAAUGCAACACAAGCCCAAGAGGAUUCCUUAAAGUCACUCCAGUUACUUGAUCUAAGUGGUACAGACAUUAGAAGUGUGAAUCAUUUAUGGAGCAAAGAUCUACCAAACCUGAGGGAGCUUCGCAUGAAGGAGAUGACUGUCAUGGAAGUUCUAGAAGAUGAUCUGAUCACAUCAUUUCCACACUUGACUCUUCUAAACUGCGCCAAUUCAAAGGGAAUCCAUGACAUCAGAACAGAAAUAUUUGAAAAUGCAGCAAAUCUCAAGUAUCUUAAUUUUCAAAACUGCAACCUCAAAGAUCUCUCUCCUUGGAAUAUCACUUCAGAGUCUUUAACUAUUGACCUUCGUGGCAAUCCAUUAACGUGCGACUGUAAACUCCAAUGGCUGCUUUCAGACCAAAGAAAUCUCUCCUUGAUAAGACCAAAUGAAACUUUCUGCAGUUACCUGAAAGGAGACGUAUCAAGCAUUUCAUUACUUGAGCUACACAAGCAAUGCAAGUUAAUGCAGACUGAGCCCAAUAUUGAAACUCAGGACUCGGUGACCUCCAAUACUGCAGUAACGGAAUCCGAUUUUCUACCAGGAACAACAGAAGACUCAUUGACCUCCCCAAUAACACCACCUACAAUAGGACAAAAGUAUUUUCUCUUAGAAAACACUACGGAUUUUACGGCCACUGUUUCUGAAAAUAACUCAGCAACUUCCUUCCCCAUAACACAAUCUGGUAUGAACACCCCAGGAACAAGUGAAAGCGAUUACUUACCUAAAGAAAUCACAUUGCCCAUUAAUGCCACCGACAGAACAUUAACUGAACACAAGUUUCCAGAAAGUGGAAGUUCCAAUGGGGAACACUUGGACAUCCCAAGAGACUACCCAGAGGAAUAUGAAGAAGAAGAGACUGUGACAACAGUAGAAACCAAAAUGACUGCAUGUGACUACAACCAUUGCAGACAUCUUCAAACACCUUGCUCUGAGCUUCAACUGCUAAGCCCAUGUUUGUGUCCAGGUCUUUCGAGCAAUAAUAUCAUUCCAGAUCCACCUUAUGUACAAGGAGUAUUUGAGAUAACAGACACCUCAGCUCAGAUUCUUUGGUGUUCCCCAAAUUCUGUAGUGGAAAAGUACCAGCUAGUUUAUCAGCCCAAAAGUGGCGCUAGUGAAACGGUUGAUAACAUUUACAUGACAAUGAGACAGUACACGCUAUAUAACUUAGUGCCCUAUACGACAUAUAAGGUUUGUGUGUUGGCUUUUAAUAAGAAGGGGCAUAGUGUGCCGAUAAACACCACAUCAAGCACUUCAUGUACUGAAUUCGAGACCAGACCCAGCUACAUUCUCAUACUUUCCAUAGUGAGCACGCUAGCUGGGCUCUUUUUAGUCACCAUUGCUGUGCUUUCUACUUGUCUAUACAAAGCUUGUAAAAAUAACAUGGUCGGCAAAUAUGAUACGCGACUCGUGUCCUAUAAGAACCCUGCUUUUGAAUAUCAAUGCACUAUCCCAUCAUAUCAUUAAAAUAUUGUUACAAA